Messenger RNA from Lachancea lanzarotensis, 4566 nucleotides. It is a transcript of the gene GDB1, whose product is annotated as LALA0S13e00298g1_1. The record is from RefSeq and is a predicted model, not a curated record. The coding region runs from base 1 to 4566 and encodes 1521 amino acids. Gene Ontology annotation, molecular function: 4-alpha-glucanotransferase activity; amylo-alpha-1,6-glucosidase activity. Lineage: Eukaryota; Fungi; Ascomycota; Saccharomycetes; Saccharomycetales; Saccharomycetaceae. Gene Ontology annotation, biological process: glycogen biosynthetic process; glycogen catabolic process. The transcript has a single exon.
AUGACGUUACGUGAGCUUUUACUGCGUGUUUCAGACGCAGGGGAGCCGCUCGUGAGUUGUUCGUACGGUCAAGGUGUCUUAACACUACCCUCUCUACCGCUUCCAGAUAGUUACGAUGGCUCCCAACCGCUAUUUACAAUAAAAUUAGUCAUUGCCGGCGGAUCACCACUGGCACGCGAUGGAUUGGUGUGGACCAACUGUCCCGUGAGCAGUGGAGCUCCAUUCGUGCGCGACAAAUUUACCAAAAAGAAGAUAAAUGCCACAUUUCACCAAGAUUCGCACGUUGAAAUCGAAGUAUUCGCACCGGGGGCUUUCAGUUUCUAUUUCUCGUUCAAGAACGAACAUGACGAGCUAGAGACCACGCGGAGAUUCUAUUUUGUGUCUCCGCCAAAUCUAUAUGUCUCUGGGAAGUAUGUGCCUCUAAAUUCAAUUGCUAUGGAAAGCGUCAUUUCCAAAUGGAUGGGGUCCGAUUGGGAUCCUGUUUUUGAGAAAAUCGCUUCAAAAGGAUACAACAUGAUACAUUUUACUCCGUUGCAGAAAAGAGGUGAAUCCAACUCACCUUAUUCUAUUUACGAUCAACUCCAAUUUGACCCAACCUAUUUCCCAGACAACGUGCAAGACGUUCAAAAGAUGGUCGAUAGCUUGCAUCAAAAGCACGGCAUCCUUACGUUGACGGAUGUCGUUUUCAACCACACCGCGAACAACUCCUCUUGGCUUGUUGAACAUCCAGAUUCAGGCUAUAACCACAAGACGGCGCCUCAUCUCACAAGUGCGAUUGAAUUAGAUGCCUCCCUUCUUGAAUUUAGCGAUAAUCUUUCCAAGCUCAAACUUCCAGUGGAUUUGCAUACCACUAAAGAUCUGUUUGCGAUCAUGGAUGGAAUUAAAGCGCACGUUCUGGCUGGUUUGAAACUUUGGGAGUUUUACGUGGUUGAUUCCACUUCUGCAAUAGAAGCCGUCGAAUCCGAUUGGGAUGUAAUUUCGAAUGAAACCAUAGAAAUUCCGAACAAUGUCAAGAAUGAUCUAGUAGAGUUAUCUGCGUUUGUUCGCGAUCAUUCUUCUGCGGAAGGUUUUGGUCAAUUGGGGGAGCGGUUUUCCAAUAGACUUGACAGUACUAAAUUUGUGACGAUCUUGAAGUCCCUCUUCGGCCAGACGCUCAACGACCGAGUCACAGAGGAGGCUCGCAAGAUCAUUGACGAGCUGAACCUGCCACUUUACCGGGAAUACGAUGACGAUGUGGGAGACAUCUUAGAGCAGUUAUUCAACCGCAUAAAAUACAUGCGUAUUGACGUGCAUGGUCCCCAACUAGGCACAAUCACUUCAAAAUCCCCAUUGAUUGAACCUUAUUUCACACGUUUCACAGGAAAGGACGGUGAAGAUUAUGCUCUCGCAAACAAUGGAUGGAUCUGGAAUGGCGAUCCAUUGGUGGACUUUGCCUCCAAUCAAUCCAAAGCAUAUCUCAGACGGGAAGUGAUUGUUUGGGGUGAUUGCGUGAAACUGAGGUAUGGUUCAAAACCCGAAGACUCCCCAUAUCUUUGGGAGAGAAUGUCGAAAUACGUGGAGACUAGUGCCAAACUUUUUGAUGGCUUCAGGAUCGAUAAUUGCCACUCCACGCCUUUGCACGUCGGAGAAUAUUAUCUGGAUCUGGCUCGUAAGCAUAAUCCAAAUUUGUAUGUCGUUGCAGAAUUAUUUUCGGGAUCUGAAUCAAUGGACUGUCUGUUUGUGGAAAGGCUUGGUAUCUCUUCUUUGGUAAGAGAGGCAAUGCAGGCAUGGUCAGAAGAAGAAUUGUCAAGGCUGGUUCACAGGCAUGGAGGAAGGCCGAUUGGCUCCUUCAAGUUUCUUCCUCUAGAUGAUUUUGCCUACCCAUCAGACGCCCAUAAACUUGACUCCAACGAGAGUAAGUCUGGCGCUAACCUCGAAGUGAACAUCCCGAAAAUUUUGACCGCAACGCCGCCUCAUGCUUUAUUUAUGGACUGUACGCAUGACAAUGAGACCCCGUUCCAGAGAAGAACCGUAGAGGAUACUUUGCCCAAUGCUGCUUUGGUAAGUUUUUGCUCUUCAGCCGUCGGGUCUGUCUAUGGGUACGAUGAAUGUUUCCCAUAUUUACUUGAUGUCGUUGGAGAAUCAAGAACCUAUGAGGUAAACGGCGAUUCGGGCAUAUCAGAAGUUAAAACACGUCUUAACAGGAUAAGAGCGGAAAUUGCUGACGGUAGUGCCGAGAUAGAGGACUCUGAAAUGCACGUUCAUCACGACGGUCAGUUCAUAACUUUUCAGAGGAACAAUGCUAAAACGGGUAAGGGAUGGUUUUUGAUUGCGCGUACAAAAUUCAAUGAAAAUGUUGGAGAACAGAAAUUGCCUAAAAUAAUCUUUAGUGGCUCUCGCUGCGAGCUAGACUUUGCAUACUCACUCGUGAAAACCGGAGAUGUUAUUCAGGAUGACAAGGUCAUUAAAGGUAUUCCUACAAAACUUCAAGCAUUGACAGAUUUUCUUGUCAACUAUAAUGACGGUGCAAAAGAGUCUUAUAUUGAGAUAAGUGGUGAGUUCCCGCCCGGUUCUAUUGCUGUCUUCAAAACACAGCAGAAUGGCAUCGACGAUACGUUAUUAGGAUUUUUGCGUUCUGGAGCUUUGAAGGCUUCCGAAAAAUUGGAUUUAUACUCUCUCAAUUCCUUGUUGUAUCGCUGUGAUGCAGAGGAGCGCGAUCUAAGUUCGGGAACAGUUGGCUCAUACAAUGUGCCAAACUAUGGAACCCUAACAUACUGCGGUCUGCAAGGAUGGGUCUCGGUAUUGAGAAGCAUAGUUUUUAACAACGAUCUCGCGCAUCCUCUCAGUGAGCAUUUGCGUUCUGGUCAUUGGGCUUUGGAUUAUGUUGUUCAAAGACUCGACAUAUACAAGGAUAGACAAGGGGGCGUUGCCGAGAUGCAGGAGUGGCUUGCUUCUCGGCUUAACAGAGUGAGGCAACUUCCUUCGUUUCUGGUUCCAACGUACUUCGCACUUGUUAUCGGCACAGCCUAUCAAGUAUGUCGGUUUAGAGCAUUGAGACUACUGUCAGAAAAUGUAGGGGACUCUACAAGAUUCGUGCAAAGUUUGGCCUUAACAUCGCUCCAGAUGGUUUCCAAAAUGCAAUCCACUUCCCUCUUGCCCGAUGAGAAAGUUCCCUGUAUGGCAGCUGGUCUUCCUCAUUUUGCGACGAACUACAUGCGGUGCUGGGGGAGGGACGUUUUCAUUUCAUUGAGAGGCCUCCUACUUACAACAGGACGCUAUGACGAUGCAAAAGAACACAUUCUGGCCUUCGCUAAAACUCUCAAGCAUGGAUUGAUUCCAAAUCUUUUGGACGCAGGCAGAAAUCCACGCUAUAAUGCUCGUGACGCCGCUUGGUUCUUCCUACAGUCUAUUCAAGAUUAUGUCAACAUUGUGCCAGAAGGCAGCAAAAUUCUAAAGGAAAGGGUCACAAGACGCUUUCCACUAGAUGACACUUAUGUUCCAGAGGAUGACCCUCGAGCAUUUUCCUACGAGUCUACAAUCGAAGAGGUCGUUUAUGAAAUUCUGGCAAGACACGCCCGUGGUAUUACCUAUCGUGAGGCGAAUGCCGGGCCGAACUUGGACAGGGUUAUGUCUGAUAAAGGAUUCAACGUAGAAGUCAAAGUCCAUUGGGACACUGGUCUUAUUCACGGCGGAUCACAAUACAAUUGCGGAACGUGGAUGGAUAAGAUGGGAGAAAGCGACAAGGCCGGUUCAAGUGGUGUGCCUGGAACUCCUCGUGAUGGUGCAGCUGUUGAGAUCAAUGGUCUUUUGAAGAGUGCUUUAAGAUUCAUCAUCCAACUGCAAGAAAAGGGGCUUUUCAAGAGAUCUGACGUAAAGAGGUCCGAUGGUAGCAAGAUCACAUUUGCUGAUUGGGACAAUUUGGUGCAACUUAACUUCGAACGCAAGUUCUAUGUUCCGAAGGACCAGUCGGACGACGAAAAAUUUGACAUAGAUCCAACUUUGGUGAAUCGUCGUGGUAUCUAUAAGGAUCUUUACAAAUCUGGGAAGGAUUAUGAAGAUUAUCAGUUGAGGCCCAAUUUUGCGAUAGCAAUGACAGUUGCACCAGAGCUGUUUACAGCUGAGAAUGCUCUGACGGCGUUGAGGAACGCGGACGCUAUCAUUCGCGGUCCUGUGGGUAUGCGUACCUUGGACCCAAGUGACUAUAACUACCGUCCUUACUAUAACAACGGCGAAGAUUCCGAUGACUUUGCCACAUCUAAGGGGCGGAAUUACCAUCAAGGACCUGAAUGGGUGUGGUUGUACGGUUACUUUAUGCGUGCGUAUUACUACUUCAGUUCGAUAGCUGACCCACAUUGUCGCAGCAAAGACGGUUUUCAUCCGUCCUCUUACCUACUGCAGCAACUGUACACUCGACUUGAUGGUCAAAAACAUGCAAUUUUUGAAAGUCCUUGGGCAGGUCUCACUGAACUGACUAACAAAGACGGUGCUUUCUGCGGUGAUAGUAGUCCUUCUCAAGCUUGGAGUACAGGCUGUACCUUGGACUUCUUUUACGAUUUGUGGAAUGCGGAAAAAAAGGGUAUCAAGUAA